Messenger RNA from Drosophila innubila, 654 nucleotides. RefSeq names its product 28S ribosomal protein S24, mitochondrial (gene mRpS24). The record is from RefSeq and is a predicted model, not a curated record. Bases 96 to 605 code for a protein of 169 amino acids. Lineage: Eukaryota; Metazoa; Arthropoda; Insecta; Diptera; Drosophilidae. The transcript has 3 exons. Gene Ontology annotation, cellular component: mitochondrion. Gene Ontology annotation, biological process: translation.
UACAAAUCUACCAUCACUAAUUGACUCAAGUUACGUCACGAGCAACAGCUGUUUGGACACACAGCUGAAAGCCGCCGAGUUGAACGUGAAAAACAAUGAAUUUCUUGAAAAAGGUGACCCCGCAGCUGUUGCCUAUCGCCGAGGCACAGCUCAGCCUGAAUAACACAUCGGCUAUACACACGAGCGCUGUUUGUUGUCGCGUGCAGUCGGGACGUUACCGCAUAACCACAAAGCGGGAUAGACCCCUUACCUAUGAAAUGGCGAAUCCGCCGCAUUUCAUUGGACAUCGCAAAUCCUGGAACUCUUGGAAUACAUCCACGCUAAAGGAUUCCCUGCGUCCAUCUCAAACGGCCAUUGAGGAUGUGUUCCUUCGCAAAUUUAUAACUGGUACAUGGCAUGCGCUGGUCUGUUCCGAAAUCAUUAUCAAGCGACAGCACAAUACAAUCCGUAUUGCAGCCAUCAUACGUCAGGCAAUUACUCCACGAAAGAUGUACUUCCUCAUUGGCUACACGGAAGAGAUGCUGUCCAAUUGGAUGCAAUGUCCCGUCACGCUGGAGCUUCAGACGGUUGCCGACAAAAAGGACGUGGUCUUUAAAUAUAUUUAAGUCACCCUGUUUUACUUGUCCAUUAAAUACAUUUAUACUAGUACAUACA